GGGUAUGCGUCGCUAUGCGUCCUCCUCGCUAGUUGCCCGGCCCGCAGCGGGCAUGGUGCAGCCGCCGCCCGGGCGGCAUGGCGACCUGGAAGCGGGACAGUCGGCUCACCGCUCUGCAGCGGCUCAGCUGCGCCGGGCUGGCCGGGGCGCUGAGCCACAGCCUGACGGCGCCUCUGGAAGUUUUCACCGUCCUGGCCCAAGUUGGCACUCACCACUCGCGGCGAGGGCUCUGGGAGACGGGGCGCAGCUUAUGCAAGGCCGAAGGCAUUGGGGCCCUCUGGAAGGGCAACCUCACCGCCUGUUUGCGCCUCUUUCCCUACAGCGCCCUACAACUGGCCUCUUACCGCAGGUAAGCCGGGGUGAAAACCCCCCUCGGCUUUCGGACCCAACCAGUUGAUACCAAAGCAAUGGCGUGGUGCGGGGACACGGCUCUCUAAGGGUUAAUAAUUCCUGCAGUUCGUUGUGGCAGCCCAGCAUUUUCCCAUUUCCACAGGCUCAUGGAAGGGGAGGGGACUCCAGUAAACUUCAGUCUUAUUUUCACCUAACUAAGCUCUGUUGAACACAGUGAGACCUCCGCGUAAAGAUGCACGGAGGUCCGAGUAAGAAUGACUUCAAAAAUAAAAAAAAUAUUUACCGUAUAUAGUAUUAACCAAUCAGAGGGGUGGACUGAAGAGACAGAGGAAUACCGGUAGUUAAAGGGCUCUCUGAACGCUCCAGCUGAUGUCGAAUUUCCUUCCUGUCUCUAGGAAGGUGUGUGGAACAGUGUAGCUUUCUGGAGGUGUUUGUUUUUUAACUGUCUAACUCUGAAACCUAAAAGACAGUUAAUCUUUCUGUCUACAAUUAACUGUCCACAAAAUGUAUUUUCCAUGCAGAAAGUGAGUUCAAAAACUGGUUCUUGCCCUGUGCAACAUACGGACUUUCAUUAUAAGCUGCAUUCUGUGCCCAAAAACAGAACUUAUAUUUCCCUUUUGGUUUUGAAUAAGAUAAUAGGAUGAAGGUUUUCUAUAUUUCCCCCAGUGGUGGGAGCUAGAUGUAGCUUCCGGGGUGUGGUGCUGAAGAGAGAGCUGUAAAUCAAGUUUGAUUUCUUUUAAAAGAAAGACAGAAAUAAAUUAAACCUGUUUUAGAUCAUCUUAGGCAGCUGAGGUUUUUUUGCCUUCUGUUAGCCAGACUUCACACAUGCAUAGUAGGCCUGCCACUUUUGUGUUGGACGCAAAGUUCUCCUUAUUUCAGACUUAAGCUAAUCAGGAAUUCAUCAGAACUUGCAUUGAACGGAAAGUUCGCAGAAGGCCUUUUCGAUUAUUGUCUGGGGCGGGGUGGCCAAACUACAAAGGUAUAAGGCAAGAGCCACUGAAAAAAAUGAAACAAAUGAGGGGGGGAAGCCAUGGUUUCUUUGAUUAACUCAUGGUUUGUUAAACAGUAGCUUAAACAAACCAUGAUUUAGUGUUACAAAUGAAUCACUGACUUUAUCUACGUUGUGUAUCUGACUUGUGAUAUCCCCACCCCUAUAUAUCAUACCAGGUUUGUCUUGCUGUUUGUGGAUGAUUUGGGCCACAUCUCCCAGUGGGGUUCGAUCAUGGCUGGAAGUUUGGCUGGCAUGGUGGCUGCUGUUGCAACGUACCCAACCGAGGUCGUCAAAACCCGUCUCAUUGUACAGAACCGGUUGGAGCCCUCCUACAAAGGAAUUCUGCAUGCUUUGUACAUGAUUUAUCAUCAAGAAGGCGUCGCUGCACUUUAUCGUGGUGUUUCACUGUCAGUAUUAGGUAUCGUGAGACUGCGUUCUUUUUCCUAUAACAUUGGGGUUGGAAUAGUGACUGAAAGGAAAGUCAGUGCUUUUUAGUUACAGUCAUACCUUGGGUUGAAUGUGCUUCAGGUUGAGCGCUUUCGGGUUGUGCUCCACGGCAACCCAGAAGUAACGGAGAGCGGUACUUCCAGGUUUCGCCACUCACGCAUGCGCAGAUGCUCAAAAUGAUGUCACGCGCAUGACCCGCACACGCGCAGACACGCCGUUGCAUCUUACGUUCCAUUCAGGAUGUGAACGGGGCUCUGGAACGGAUCCCGUUCGCAUCCUGAGGUACCACUGUAUUUUACUUAGAGUAUUUUCUGUGCCACCUGUUUUCUGGGCAGCUUCUAACAAAAAGACAUUAAAAUACAGCUGUCAGUUCUAUCAAUAAAACAAUAAAAGGCAGCAUUAAAUUUUGAAAUGCAAUAAGACAAGCCCCCUUUUUUAAAAAUCGCUUGUGUCAGAUCUCAGUCUAUUGCCUGCAAAACUGGUGUAUCAGCAAUGAGCUGUUAACUGCAUUCUCAGUCAUUCAUCCUCCCCAAAACGAUGUGAGGAGAUCCAAUUCUUCUGAUUUUGCAGAUGGGGGAUCAUGAUUGAGAGGCAUAAAUUUUCCCAUGACCAAAUGUAGCAAGGAAAAAAGAGGCAAUGCACACAAUCUGCAAUACAGAUUCUGAUUGGACCCAACAGCAGAUACUAUACAGUGGUACCUCUGGUUGCGGAUGGGAUGUGUUCCAGAGGUCCGGACGGAUCCCGAGGUUUCCACAACCUGAGGACUGCUUCUGUGCAUGCGUGCGUGGCAAAACCCAAUCAAAUACUUUUGGGUUUGCCGCUUUCGCAUCCUGAAGUUUACGUAACCAGAGGAUUACUUAACCAGAGGUACUACUAUAUAUGGUUUUUAAAAGACCCAUUCAAUUGCCAGUGAUGGCCUUGGUGCCUCACCUACUUCGGCUUUUAUAGUCCAAAUGUUUUAGAAAACCAAGUAUAUCCCAAAAGAAUAUUUGCAUCUUACAUUGUGCCAAGUUCUGUAGUACAAUGCUUUUCUGUUUUAGCCUUAACAAAAAUGCAAUCAGACUUUGGAGUUAAUGACAUUUCCAGGACAGUAAGCACAUGUUAAUCAGCAACUUCUGCUACAAAAGAGCAUGAGAAGAAUCCUGCUGGAUCAAACCAAAGUCUUAUGUAGUCUAGCAUUCUGUUCUCAUUGUGGCCAACAAAAUGGCUGUAGGAAGCCCCAAAAGCAGCCCCUGGGUGCAAACACACUUCUUACGUUUCCAUUUUCUGGAGGCCGAAAUUAUUGCAGGAGAAAGAUAUUCCCAUCAUACCCUGCUUUGCAAACUUCUCAGAGGCAUCUGAUUGGCCAGUGUUAGCAGAUGGGAUGUUGAGCUAGGUGGUUUCUUGAUCUGAACCGGCAUAGCAAUUUGUAUCAGUAAGCACCUAACAGCUUCCACAAGUCUCAUUUGCUUGCUUGCUUUUCAUGACAGGUGCUAUCCCGUUUUCCAUUGGCUCUUUCCUCGUUUACACACAUCUGGAUAAAAUCUGGGGUCAGCCCAGCAUCCGCUUCACUCCUGUGCAGAACUUUGUGAAUGGUUGCCUGGCUGCUGGUGUCGCACAGUCACUUUCUUUCCCUUUUGAAACAGUCAAGAGGAAAAUGCAGGUAUGGAAUUUAGGGCUACCAUAUUGCUCUAGAACUGGGGUAUGCAACACACCAGCCUCUUGCUCAGGGGUUGCCAACCUUUGUUGGGGGACUGUAGGCACAUUUGCAAAAGCUCUUGUGGGCACCACACCCCCACAACCAAGCACAUGUUGCAACCUGUUCUGAUGACUACAGCAGAAUGUAUCUUUCACACCUAAUUUCAUUGGAGGGAGGGAGAGGGUCCUGUUGGCAUCAGGGAAGGUCAAUGGGCACCACAUUGGCAACCUCCACUCUAGUGGCAUAGGCAGCGGAAAGGUUGUGGCAUAUUGGGAGCAAGAGGGCCCGUAGACGAGAUGAUCACACCUCUUCUGGGCUGCACUGUAGUCUGCUUAAAGGACGGGAGGGAAAAUCAUACCUGGGACUGUGGACAUAUGUUUAGCACUAUGUGCUAGAUUCUGGAACUAGAAGGUAGAUGUAUUGGUAGACCUUUGAGUUGUUUGCAGGGGAUCAUCCAGGUUUUCUGAUUUGACUGAUCCAACCUGCAAGUUUUAUCUCAGAGUCUCAUGAUUUCCUAGCUGUAAAAUGGGGCUUUAUUUAUUUAACAAUUUCUUUACCACUUGGUUAGAACAAAAGCUCCGAGUGGUUUACAAGAAAAAAUAUCAAUAAAAGCAGUUAAAAUCAAGUAGUUAAAAUGCAAUUAAAACCAGCUGUAAACUUAAAAAGAGUUCCAAAAACAUCAACAUAUAUGUGUUUGGAUAGGCUUGCCAUAAGAAAAAUGUUUGAAGCAGACUGUAUAGUUCAUCACUUGCUGUGCCUUAAAUUUGCAAGUGCAAACACCCCUCACAUGCCACUGUCAUGUCUUGCCUUGAGUCAAUCAUUUAUCUCUCAUCUUUAAUGUUCCUUGCCUAUAAAUAACAUGAGUAUUAACUGGCCGGCCCUUAGAAUAAUUUUAGAGCUUUGUGAUAGAAUCCCUAGUCUGUAAUAAGUCAGAAGUAGUUUUGUAUUUGUAUAUGCAGUUUAUCCAAGUGUAUGGCUCAUGGAGGGGAUGUGGGUGGCGCUGUGGGUUAAACCACAGAGCCUACGACUUACUGAUCAGAAGGUCAGCGGUUCGAAUCCCCGUGACAGGGUGAGCUCCCGUUGCUCGGUCCCUGCUCCUGCCAACCUAGCAGUUUGAAAGCACGUCAAAGUGCAAGUAGAUAAAUAGGUACCGCUCUGGCGAGAAGGUAAAUGGUGUUUCCGUGCGCUGCUCUGGUUCGCCAGAAGCAGCUUAGUCAUGCUGGCCACAUGACCCAGAAGCUGUACGUCGGCUCCCUCGGCCAGUAAAGCGAGAUGAGCACCGCAACCCCAGAGUCGGCCAUGACUGGACCUAAUGGUCAGGGGUCCCUUUACCUUUAUGGCUCAUGGACAACAGCAGAGAGUUGGCAGCACCAUUUUGCAUCUGUAGCCCAGCUGUUGAGCCUUGGGGUUCUAGUAACGAGCAAAGCAGACCGCCACCAUUGCACUAGAAUGGUACCAGUCCUUACAUUUGCCAUGUGGCAUCCUUUGCCGCAAAGGAAUUGUUGCUUUAGAGCAGGGUUGGAGAACCUGUAGCCCACCUGGUGUUGUUGGACUGCGGCUCCCAUCAUCCCCUACCAUUGGCCAUUCUUCCUGGGGCUGAUGGGAGCUGGAGUCCGGUAACAUCUGGAGGCUGCAGUUUGCUUGCCCCUGAGUAAUGGUACCUGUGUUGUUUCAUGCAUCCAAUGAAAAACAGCCUGGGAAGCAGGGCUUGUGGGAGACACUGCAAUGGAGGGGAAGAUCAAGCACACCCUGUUCCAUCCACCAGUUUUCCCCUGCAAAUGCUCUCUAAAUGCACAUUAAUUUAUAGAUUUGGAAACUUGUUAUAGGAAAGCAGGGAGGUUCUUCAUACUGCCGUUGGUGCAUCUAGCUCAAUAUUGUCCUCAUGGACUGGCAGUGCCUCUUGUAUCCCUACCUGGGGAUGCCAGGUAUUUAGUCUGAAACUUUCUGCAUGCAAAGCAGAUGCUCCACUCCCGAGUUAUGGCCCUUCCUUGUCUACAACAUUUGCCUUGUAACAUGUAGUUCUGCCCUUAGCUAUACAGUUGGCGGAGGAGAAAUGUUAGGUCAUUUUGAGCCACUAGAUGGUGCUGUUACUCCACAAUACACUUCCAAUUCAGGCUGAUUUCUGCAGCCUCCAACAUUUCCUCUCUGGUCUUUCUGCCUGGAUUUACCAGGCAGAAACCUUUUUUAUUAUUAUUAAGUUAGGAUAUUGCACACACUUAACUUGGAGUAAGACCCGUUGAAGUAACUGGGACUUAAUUCUCGCUAAAUAUGCAUAGAACUGAGAUAUGUGUUAAGUUGCUUCUUUCUUCAUUUUAAAAGCAUCCUUACAAAAAUGUAAAUUUGCAGCAUCUUUGUUGUUCACCCUAACUGUAUCCCUUUGUCUCCCUCUUUCCCUUUGCUCCUGGUUGACCUAUUAGCGAACUAAAAGGUAUAGUAUGCAUGUUUGGGCAUGGGUCCUCGUGGAUUAGAGUAAAAAGUGCAGAUGCUGGGUAGGUUUCUUUUUGCUAACAUGCUGCUGAAUUUUAGAAAGAAAGGGGAGGGAAGCAAGAGAGUACUAAAGCAUAAGGCAACAAUGACUUUUCAUAACGCUUUCCAUUUUUAGCAAAUGUGAAAGGCUUAGAAUUUUCUACAUAAGAGCAACGUUCGCAAGAUCCUUUUACAGACUCUUAGAUCCUUCUGUUGCACUGUGACCAAACAAACCAAGAAGCCUUCAAUUAACCAUAGUUGCCCAGUUUGUCCAGACUGGGAAACUGUGGUUUCCCAAGGCCAUGGCUCCAUGGUAAGGGAUCUGCAUUCUAUGCACAAGCUCCCAGGCAUCUUCAGGUAGUUCCUGGAGAGACUUCUGCCUGGAACCGUGGAGAGCUGCUGUCGGUCAGUGUUGACAGUACUGAGCUAGGUGGAACAGUGCGGUGACUUGGUACAAGGCAGCUUCCCCUGUUCCAUGUAAUUUCUGGCUUUGGAUCAAGCCUAAAUAUUAAAUUGUGACUCGAAGUUGGUUUCUUAUGUUCUGAAGCUGCUAACUAUAGAUUCUUGGUUUGGAUAAAAGCUAUGGUUAAUUAAAGGUUUCAUGUUUUAAUUACAUUUUGAGUGAAGGGAGAUACAGAAGGGCUUCAUGCAUUGGGGAAAGACUUGCUUUAUUAAGCAGAUAUACGAUUGAAGCAAAUGCACAAUGGGUCAGUGCAUCUUGCUGUUAACCAGAAGUUUGGUGGUUCAAGCCCACCAGGGAUAGCUGUGGACAGGAUUCCUGCACUGUAGGGGGUUGGGACACAAUGACCCUUGAGGUACCUUCCAACUCUACAGUUCUAUGAUUCUCUGAAACAUAUGAUUGUCAGAAGCAGCUGGAGUACUCUUAAACAAAUAUAUGAUUGACUGAAGCAGCUAAGUACUACUCAUUUAUUUAUUAUAUCCACCCCUCCAUCCUUUCUCAAAUGAGCAAAGGGCAGCAUGCAAGACUCCUCCCCAUUCUGACCCCCCCCCCCAUUUCAUCAGCAUAACAACCUUGUGAGGUAGGCUAGACUAAAAGAAAAAUAGCAACUGGCCCAAGGUGAGCUUUAUGGCCAGCAGAUAUUUGGACCUCUGUCUCCAAGAUCCUCCUCCAUCCCUCUACAAUGCCACCUUGACAAUUUAUAAUUGUUGCAAUUUAAAUAAAAAGAAAGGGUAAUCUAUUCAUUUAUUUAGAAGACUUAUAUGCUACUCUUCAUAGUAUCUGUCCCAGAGCGGUUCGCAAAAUAGAUCAAUAAAAUAAUAAUAAUAAUAAUCUACAAUAAUGGAAGUAGGCAAUUCCUGGCACCCAAACAUGUGGAAGGAAUCCUUUAAAUCAGGGGUGCAGAAUUUGUGCCCUUCAGGUGUAGUUUUGGGAUUACAACUACCCUAAUCUUGAACUGUUGAUCAUGCUUGGCUGUAGCUGAAGGGAACUGGAAUCUGCGUGUGUGUGUAGAAAGUAGCCUAGUGUACAAAGUUAAAAGUCACACUUGUUGCUCCACCUACAUUUGCCUGUGGCCCCACCUACUAUUGGCAUGUGGCCCUUGGGGGGUUAUAUAGAAGGGAAUGUGGCCCUUAGCUGGAAAAGGUUCCCACCUGUGCCUUGUAUCAUCCAUUUUUGAUGCACCUAGAACCUGAGAGGAUAUAUCAGAACACACACACACAGACACACACACACACUUCUCUUUUACAGAAGCUUUCUGGACUGGUUGCCUCGAGACAGAUUUUAUUUACCCAGUGGGACUGGCUUGGCGGUAGAUUAAUGACAGGCAAAAGAAAGCUGUUCCUUGCACAAUGCAUACUUUUAUGGAGUCGGCUGCAGUGAAAGCCACUUGCCUUGCAGAGAUUUCAGAGGGCGCUCAACAGGUUCAUGGAGAUCAGCAACUGUUAGCCCUGACAAGUGGGUCCUGUAACAAAAUGCUGCAGUGUGGAGUGCUUUGCUUCACUGUUGAAAUCAGCCAGCCAUGUCUUCCUCCACAACACUUCAUUCCAUUCUCCCUUCCACCCCAGUUUUCUCCUCCCUUGCAAAUUCUACGACCAUUGAGUUCAUAGGCCUGGUUUAUUUUGGGAGCAGGGGUGUCGGCUCCUCAACAAGCUGUACACUCGUACAGUUAUUCACAAGUAAUGUUCAGCGAGUGCUGUGCUUUCCCCCCAGAGGUACUCAAGGGUACGUAGUACCAGCACCUCUUUUUCUAGAAGAAAGGCACUAGCUAAAAGUGUUGCACUUACUGUAACAACUUCAUGGUGAGUACCGGCACCUUUUCCCCUAGAAGGAAAGCACUGAACAAGUGUAUAGUUUGUGUGCCUGGGUACCCAACAUUCAAGCUGUACAUGUGCACAGUCAUUUAGCCACAUUGAAUUCAGUGGGCUCACUGCUAAGCAGAUGCGUACAGCAUUGCACUACAUGUCAUUUUCCUUUCUAUUCCCUUAUUUCUGUUUCUGUUUCCAUAAAGCUCAAAGUCAGGAUCCCAGAAAGGAACUGAUUUGUGAUAGGCUUAGGGGAGUCAGAAGGAAUCUCAAGCUAGGCCAGAGAAAGUAUAACUUGUGGAAUUGUUUGGCAGAGCUCCUGCACCUUUAGAAGCUGAGUAGGAGAGGGAAGCAACACCUGCUGAAAUCCCCUGUCAUGCACAGCUGCUAAUAUGCUAAUAUUUCAGAGCUGAAAUUUGGGGUCAGACUAGAUGACCGCCAGCUCCCUUUUUGUCCUGAAUAUGCUGAAAUUCGGGGUCAGGCUAGAUGACCCCUGGGUCCCUUUUUGCCCUGAAUAUGCUGAAAUUUGGGAUCAGGCUAGAUGACCGCUGGCUCCCUUUUUGCCCUGAAUAUGCUGAAAUUUGGGAUCAGGCUAGAUGACCGCUGGCUCCCUUUUUGCCCUGAAUAUGGAGAUAUGCCCACUUUGGCAUCUGGUCCUCCUAUAAUGGAAUUCACCACCUCGAGAUCUGGCACUGGCCAUUAGCUCCAGUGGCUUUCAUAGCACAGUCCUAUAGAUGUCUACUCAGAAGCAAGCCCCACUGUGUUCUCCCUGGUAAGUGUUUAUAGGAAUGAUUUCUUGGGAGGAGUACAAGUCUACCAGUUGGCUGCGAUAGCUAAAAACAGAUAUCCUCAGAAGAAGGAUUGGAACCUCAGAACAGAAUCCUGAAACAUUAGAUCAGAUUCUGAUAUCUGGCAACCCCAGACCUUGUUCUCACUUUGGGUGGCCUGGUGCAAAAGAUGACAGGUGCUCUUACACCUUUAUGUAGGAAACAUCAUUUUACCAGGUGCACAAAAUCCCCCUCCUUUGCAGUACUAUUAAAAGUUCUUUCUGGACACCCUAGUAUCAACCAGCAAAGGAAGUAGUAUCAACUUUUAGUGUAUGUAUUGUAAACAAACCCCCAUUGGAAGCCUGAAUUAAUCCACCACCAGCAGGGAGUCCUAUUGUCCCAACCUAGUCCAAUGCAGAAACCGUGCCUGAUUCCAAAACUGUUUCCCUCUAGGGAUAUAACUGUGUCAGUUUCCCAGGCCCUUCCUUUGGGCAAAAGGAAUAAGCACAUCCCCAGACAAACAGAAUCUCAAGUGCUUCAUUGAAGCUUCGACUGAGGGCUGCAAGAUGUGAGGUUGGGCUUCAUUCAGCCUGGAAGUAUUUAAAUAUCCCCAAUCGUCCGUGUUAACCUAGCCCUUGAAAGGAUUCUGUGUUCUUAUUUUAGAUUUCAGAUUAAGUGAAAUAAACGCCCCGAGUAAUUCUGCGCCACUUCUUUUCCUAAUCCCUUAUUAGCAAGGCUGGCACAUACCGCACUCCUAGGCUUUCUCACUGAAAAUAUAAUUUCAAAGAAUUAUUGCAGGGCAACUUUUCGUACCCUGGAAAGAUCCAUAAAAACCUGUGUCUUUAUUUCUUAAUUCAUUUCUAUAUCUCUUGGGUUUGGGCCUAUAUAUAUAUAUAUAUAUAUAUAUAAUUAAUGCAUGUAUUAGUUGCAUUAUUGUUUUAUUUACUUAUGGGAUAUUAGUGGGGGGUGUUUUAACCUUGCUUUGGAAGUAAAGGGACUUAUAUUGAGGCCAUGGUGAAGGGGAUUAAAAAAAAAAAUUCAAUCCGUUAAUCAAUUAAUAAGCAGAUAGUAAAUCCAAUCAAAAUUCUUCUGUCCAGUUGAAGAGUGCUUCUCUGUAGCGGAAACAUGUCCUGGAGGGUUCAUCUUUCAGUAAACAAAGUGAAGCAGCCAAGAACUUAAAAUAUGAGCGUGGAAGCAUCUCAUGUAUCAUCACAAGGCAUCCCUCCGACAGAGAGGAUCACUUUAGGCUUAUCACUGUUAAGAAGCUGUCUAAGGUCUGAUUUAACACAGAACAUGGGGCAUAGAGAAUGCUUUCCCCUUGUGAACCCUCCAGGCAUGUCUGGGUAAUUAAAUCUCUGGUGUGCUAGUGUUAACAUGUGAAUUUAAACGUAACCUAGGUAGAAAACAUUCCUGCACAGAAAUCUGCAGGACUGAGGCUGGGUCUGCAGAUGCAACAGAAGGAAAUGGUAAUGAGGCAGGUGUUUGAAUUGCUUGUACUACUUAGGUUGCAAGUUGAAGAUACUACUUUUGAAUGCUGUCAUUUUGUUGUUUUAAGGCCCUGCAAGCAGAAAUGUAACACAUCUGUGAAUUUCAUCUGCAGUUCUGGUAUUCUGUUUGCAAGAAGUUUUUAUCCUGCAGUCCAAAGUGGUGUGAUUUAUCCUGUUGACUCAUUCUUCUUGAGUUUAAACCAGUCCUAAUUCAUUGUAAGAAAACGAACUUGUUUCCUCUAUGGUGAAAGACAGUUUCCGAGCUGAACCUGCAGCGCUAGUGUCUCUUUGUACUUUCAAAGUUUCUUGCAAAUUCUCUCUAAUGCUGAAGAAUGAGAAAAGGAAAUGAGUUCUGCCCUUAUGGCUUAACUUGUAGGUCUUGGCGGAUAUCUCACACAGUGCCUUGCAGACAUCACUUAGCAUAACAUUUAUCUGGGAACUAGGCCAGAGAGAGAGUGAGAUGCAGAAUUCCCUUGCUGGAAGCACAGAACUUGUUGUCGUUUCCCUUCACUGUGGCUGCAGCAGUGAUUUCCAAACCGGAGCCAGGGCACAGACAUAUGUCCCAAGAGUAUUGCCAGUGUGGUAUAAGCAAGCAAUUAAUUAAUUAAAUAACUGAAGUAGAAGUGGCUAACAUAUGACCCUCCAAAUGUUGCUGGACUACAACUCUCAUCAUCCCUUGCUCUUGGCCAUGCUGGCUGGGGUUGACAGGAGGUGCAAUCCAACUCUACUUAAACACAUAUACAGAGAGAGAGAGAAAGGCUCUUUGCUGUUAGGAAAGUUAUGGGGAAAUGCAUUUAAGAGUGUGUGAAAGAAUGGAAGACAUGUAAAGACCCUCCAAACAAAACAGAACAAGUGCUUAUUGCUCUAGAACCCAUCCCAUAAAUAAAUCAGAGCAAAUGCUCAAUGAAGACUGGACCUAGCCUGACCACUGGAUAAAUUUUGGGCAAGCAAAUUGGGAUGAAUGCUGAAUAAAUAGGUCAUCUGGAGGAUCCCUGACCAGACAUGUAUUGAAUUGCGUUGUAGGCCUGCAAUUCUAAACACACUUCCUAAGGCGUUUUCCCCAUUGAAAUCAGUGAGACUUGAAAGCAAACAUGUCUUGAAUUACUCCAUGAUAAUGUAGCUGUUCAACAUAGAAUACUAGCAGGAUUGAAUGAAUGAAUGAAUGAAUGACAAAAGUAUGUUGUUGUUGUUUAGUCAUUUAAUCGUGUCCGACUCUUCAUGACCCCAUGGACCAGAGCACACCAGGCAGUCCUGUCUUCCACUGCCUCCCGCAGUUUGGUCAAACUCAUGCUGGUGGCUUCAAGAACACUGUCCAACCAUCUCAUCCUCUGUCGUCCCCUUCUCCUUGUGCCCUCCAUCUUUCCCAACAUCAGGGUCUUUUCCAGGGAGUCUUCUCUUCUCAUGAGGUGGCCAAAGUACUGGAGUCUCAGCUUCAGGAUCUGUCCUUCCAGUGAGCACUCAGGGCUGAUUUCCUUCAGAAUGGAUAGGUUUGAUCUUCUUGCAGUCCAUGGGACUCUCAAGAGUCUCCUCCAGCACCAUAAUUCAAAAGCAUCAAUUCUUCGGCCAUCAGCCUUCUUUAUGGUCCAGCUCUCACUUCCAUACAUCACUACUGGGGAAACCAUAGCUUUAACUAUUCAGACCUUUGUUGGCAAGGUGUAUACAAAAAAGUAUACUUUUGUGUGUGUACAAAAGGUGUGUACAAAAGUAUACUUUAGGUUAAAAGCACACUUAGCAGAUGAGUUUAUAAGUGAAUAGUAUGGAAUUGCUAGGCAGUGUAUUUUUCGUGUGUCUGUGUAAUUUAGACCAAGGGUGGGAACCUGUGGUCCUCCAAACAUUGGACUCCAGCUCCCAUCAUCUGCAGCCAAUACAGCCCAUGAAGGGCUAUAUCUCAGUGAUAGAGCAUAUGCUUUGCACAUAAAGGGACCCAUGUUAAAUCUCUGGGUAGAGCUGGGACUGCCAGUUGGUGCAGAGACAGAGAACCAAAAGUCCCCCGGACGCUGAUGGACUCAAGCUCCCAUCAGCCCUAGCCAGCAGGUCUAAUGGCCAGAGACACCGGGAGUUGUAGUCCCAACAACUUCUGGAGGACACCAGUUUCCCACCUCUGGUAUAGACAAGACUGAAAUACUUGGACCAGUGGUUUGAUACAGCAGCUUCCUAUGAUCUGUGAUAAUUGGAGUCCAGUAACAUUUGGAGAAGGGACACGGGUGGCGCUGUGGUCUAAACCACAGAGCCUAGGACUUGCCGAUCGGAAAGUCGGCGGUUCGAAUCCCCGCGAUGGGGUGAGCUCCCGUUGCUCGGUCCCUGCUCCUGCCAACCUAGCAGUUCGAAAGCACGUCAAAGUGCAAGUAGAUAAAUAGGUACCGCUCCGGCGGGAAGGUAAACGGUGUUUCCGUGCACUGCUCUGGUUCGCCAGAAGCAGCUUAGUCAUGCUGGCCACAUGACCCGGAAGCUGUACGUCGGCUCCCUCGGCCAAUAAAGCGAGAUGAGCACUGCAACUCCAGAGUCGUCUGCAACUGGACUUAACGGUCAGGGGUCCCUUUACCUUUUUAACGUUUGGAGAGCUGCGGGUUUGCCACCCAUGGCUUAGGCAAAUAGGAUCAGGUAAACUGCUGUGCAGAAUGGAAACCCCCCCCCCGUCCCACUAUCUCCUCUCCUUGUCUUUGUAUUGGUGCAAGUCUGAAAUUCAAAAGCCUGGAUCUUAUGUCCAAAAUCCGUAAAGUAAGGCAGCAGCAGCAAUACUAAGACUGCAAUCUCCUCUGUGCACUUAAUGCGGAAGUGUAAGGCCCAUUUAAUUCAAUGGGACUUCUGUGCAGAUAUUCUGUAUAUAUAUAUAUAUAUAUAUAUAUAUAUAUAUAUAUAUAUAUAUAUAUUUGGUGCUAGGCUGCAUUCUUAAGUGCACUUAAGUAAGAGUAGGCCCCAUGGAAAACAGCGCAACUUGCUUCUGAGUAGACAUGCAUCAGAGUGCAGUGUUAGUGACUUAAGGGCACUUGAAAACUAUCACUGUUUUGGGGUGGGAUUCAGUCACAUACCAGCAAAUGCAGCUUGCGCAACUGCAGCCAUACUGGUGCUCUUGCACAGCAAACCCACUUCCCUUUUUGCAACAAAGGAAGUGAUGAUAAAGUGUGGGAUAAGACUUGCUUUGAUGCAAAGUCAAAUAACCUCUGCUCAAACAAAUCAGAACAAAUGUUCAAUCCAUCGCAUAACCUCCCUGCAAACUUUGUGCAAUCAAAUUCGGAUGAAUGCUCAAGAAGUAGGGCACCCGGAAGUGAUCUUAGGCUGCAACCAUAACCCCACUUCCCCAUUAACCUUACUAGGACUUACUUCUAAGCAGACAUGGCUAGGCUUCUGCUGAAAGGGUUUCAGAACAACAGGGACUUGUUUUCCUCCUUUAAAAUGGUGAUGUGUUCUCUCCCGAGCAGGCUCAGAGUCCUUGCCUCCCACACCACGGAGGGGUUGAUAUCAAUUUUGCAGGCAUGGUGGACUGUUUUAAGCAAACGGUGAAGACAAAAGGGGUGCUCGCCCUUUGGAAUGGACUCACUGCUAAUUUACUCAGGGUACGUACUAAAGCACCUGUUGUUCAAUACGACUGGAGGUCUGAUUUAUUGUGCUCCUAAUUAGAAAUUUAUUCUUUUUUCCUCGUUCCAGAAUUUAACCAUGAAGUGUUCAUGAAAGUUAAGGAUUGCAUGCAGUUUUUUAAAGCUGUCAUUCUUUGUAGAUCCAUCUUUAUAUAACCUCGGAGUGGUUUUCAGGGUUCUCUCCUUCCCUGUUUUAUAUUCCCAACAACCCCAUGAGGUAGGUUAGGCUGAUCUAAGAUGACUGGCCUGCGGUCACCCAGUGAGUGGGGAUUUGAACCCAGGUCUCCCACUUCUAAUGGUCCACCAUUCUAACCACUGCACCACACUGCCUCUCGAUUAAUAAACAUGCUCAGGCUUUCCCCCUAUAGUAGGCUUGAAGCCUGGAUAAUGAAAGUACAUGACUAUUUAUGUGUUUUUGUUUGCUUGCUUUCUAAACAGAUUGUUCCUUAUUUUGGAGUCAUGUUCAGCACUUUUGAAUUCUGUCGUCGCGUCUGCCUGUAUCGAAAUGGUUACAUUGAUUCCCCUCUAACCUACAAGCUAACUCCAGGUGUGGACCAGAGUUUAAAGCCUAAAGAACUGCAAGAAUUUAAACUACUUGGAAGAAGAAGCUUUUAAGCCUCAGGAUGCAUUUUCUACAAAGCAAUACUAGGUCAACGCUGCAAAAUAAGACAUUGUGGUUUACUACCAGUUAACUAGCCCUCAGUUUAACAGCAUGCGACUUUUUCCUUAAAAUGCCUCUUAUUGAUAAAACUAGGCCCGAACUACUAAAUGGGCCACUAAGCCAAUGGAGCUCACCCGAUAUUGAUUGUGGUCUGCUGUGCAGUAGAGAACCUCCAGCCCAUGGCCACAAGUGGCAUCAAGUGUGGAGCAGACGGCUGCCCACUUGUCAAUCACAGGACGCCACAAUGGUGUCAGGUGCAAGGUGCUUUGAAGUCCCAAAGUCAGGACUUCAAAGCACCUUGCAAGGCACUGCUAAAACAGAGGGCAGGGCGUCUUUCGUGUUCUUGGGGUUUCCUUGCAAACCCGUCCCUGAAUCAGGAAAGGGUUUGCAUGGAAUCCUGCCAAACUGAGCAGGAUUUAACCCUGUUCAUCAACUGAUGAGUUGCAGUUACCGUAUUUUUUGCUCUAUAAGACGCACCAGACCACAAGACGCACCUAUUUUUUGGAGGAGGAAAACAAGGAAAAAAAUAUUCUGAAUCUCAGAAGCCAGAACAAGAAGAGGGAUCGCUGCGCAGUGAAAGCAGCAAUCCCUCUUGCUGUUCUGGCUUCUGGGGUAGCUACGCAGCCUGCAUUCACUCCAUAAGAUGCACACACAUUUCCCCUUAUUUUUUAGGAGGGAAAAAGUGAGUCUUAUAGAGCAAAAAAUACGGUAAAUCCUGCUCCGUCUGGCUGCACACCAGUUCAGGAUUUAACUCUGCCCUUCUGACUGUCAGCUAUCAGCUGACGUCUGCUGAUGGACGGGUGGGCACAGUUUGCAGGCCGACUUGGCAGUCCAAGAUUAGCCCAUGAGGUGGUUGUUCCCUACCUCUGCUCCAAACAGACUUCAAAGAGGCUCCCUGAUCAUUAGUUACAGCAAACUGCUAUGGAGGCACAUCUUCAAAGGAGGCUGCUGUUAAUUACCAAUCAGCUGUAACAACAGAGGGAUGAGGAAUUAGGGAUCCAGCCUGCUGGUUCCCUUACCCUGAGCUGAGCAAGCCUGUUGUCUCAAACUAUACGUGCAGCAGAAUGAGAUGACAGAAUGGACUAUAACACUCAAGACUGAAAGUGGGGGUGUAUGCAAUUUUUUAUUGCUCUCCCAUAGUUCACUCCACCUCAACAUAACACAGCAGGAAGAAAAGUUCUGUUCCAGACCCCUCCUUGCUGUGCUAUUUUUUUCUGACUCCAAAUAGCUUUUUGAUAUAAGGGAGCACUGGCAUUUGUGGUCCCACCACCCCCUUUGAAAUGAUAGCCCUUUCUCUUCAUUUGACCACCUUAUUCUGCUAUGUAUGUAGACCUCAGAGGCCCCUGCUAUAUGUAGAGGCCCAGAGAGGCAGCAAAAACAAGUCUAUUGAACCUUUGCAGGCCAUCAUAUAUGGAAGGUGGGCUGCAUUCAGCACACUGAAUCUCAGGCUGUACAUGCAUGGCCUAUACUAAUGAUGUGACUGUAAUCACAGCAGGGAUGCAAAGUCUUAUCGGCAGGGAGGAGAAAAAACCACUUCAAUGUCUUUUGAGAGGGAGAAUGCCAAAGUGAGAAAUGGGGUGUUUUUACUUGCAUGCACUGAAAAUACUGAACUGUUUUUGAAAAGUAAAAAAAGCACAUGCAAAAAAUAAUCAAAAAUCACACAAAAUUGACAUUUGAUGCUACAUGUCUUUGGGAAAUACAUUAGGUGGUUCACAGGUGGGGUUGCCCUGCCCACCUGUCAAAGCUGACCUAUAGGGGGCCACCAGGCCAAAAAGAUUCCCUGUUUAUGAUGUAUGUGAUAAGUAUAUAUAGAUAAGUUAAGUAUGGAGGUGUUGAUGGAGAGUAGUGAGAUGACAUGAUGGGAGUGCUUCUCCACAUCAGAAUUCCCUACUCAUAAGAAACCAGCACAGGGAGAUUAGAUUGGGAGCCUGUCUGAGAGAUGCAAGGUUUCCACAGGUACAAAGUUUAUUUUGGGAGGGUGAAUAUUUACAUAACACAAUGCUGGGUGCCAUUUGAAUUCUGAAGUGGCACUGCACAAAGCAAACUUUGCUACAUUAUGCUUCUGGCUACGGGGACUGCAGAAUUUUCUGGUGGACUGUGACCUCAAUGCAAUGCAGGGAAAACCCACUGCUGGGUCUCUUUGUGACUCCUAGAAAACCUCACAAAACCAGUGACUGUGCACUUUAUAAACGGCAAACCAAAAUGGAUGACAAACCGUUCUGUCUCUCAGGCACAUGGAAUGCAAGUGUACUAACAAAAGUGAGUCUCCGGGGAGGGUGUGUGUGUGUGUGUGUGUGUGUGUGUGUGUGUAGAAUUGUGGCUCUCUGUGUACCCUUGUUGUCAUUUUAGUUGUGAGCACAUGCACACUGCUGUCAACAAUUGCUGUUGAAACCCUUGCAAUAACAGUCCUUGUUUCACUUUGCCAAGGUGUAUUUGAUAUUAAACUUAACUUUUUCCAGGAAAAAAAGUACAAAAUGGUGAUGUGGUUAAAGAGUUGCAAUGCUGCUUUGUCCCAAUUCUCUCUCAUAUUCGUAUGUGCAAAGAAGAGGGAAUUUUGUCAUACAAGGAUAGGAGAAGCCAGCUAUGCAAAAAUCCCCACUUCUACAUAUAUACUAAAGAGGAACAGGCGUG
This is a messenger RNA of Podarcis lilfordi (Lilford's wall lizard), 17316 nucleotides long. The record is from the annotation of a GenBank genome assembly. Lineage: Eukaryota; Metazoa; Chordata; Lepidosauria; Squamata; Lacertidae.